Messenger RNA from Schizophyllum commune H4-8, 2829 nucleotides. RefSeq lists its product as uncharacterized. Bases 1 to 2829 code for a protein of 942 amino acids. Gene Ontology annotation, molecular function: guanyl-nucleotide exchange factor activity. The transcript is spliced from 2 exons. The record is from RefSeq and is a predicted model, not a curated record. Gene Ontology annotation, biological process: exocytosis. Lineage: Eukaryota; Fungi; Basidiomycota; Agaricomycetes; Agaricales; Schizophyllaceae. Gene Ontology annotation, cellular component: cell tip; Golgi to plasma membrane transport vesicle.
AUGGCUGCGGACGGCGACCCCGAAACGAAUGGUGCCAACGGCACUGACGACCACAACGUCAAGAAGAAUGGCGUUCACGAACAUCAACACCGCGACUCAGAGGCGGAGGCUAUGGUUAUCGACUCCCUCCGAACACAGGUUCAGGAUCUCUUCACCCAGGUCACCCAGCUCAAUGGCAAGCUCGUCAAGUCCUACAAUCGAGUCUCCGACCUUGAGGAUGAGCUCCACGUCGCCACUGCCCAGCUCCGCUCUUCGUCCGCGAAGGUCUCCGAGCUCGAGCUCGAGCGGACGCAACACCUCGCUGCGCUCAACACCGGGCUCCUUGUCGAGAAGUCCCAUGUCACGACCGAACUCAACCGCCUCAUGGAGAAAGCCACGGAGGAAGCGGCUCAACGCGGGCAGGCGGAGAGUGCGCGCGCCGCGAUCGAGAAGGACCUCGAUGACCUCAGUGCCAGCCUCUUCGACCAGGCAAACACCAUGGUCGCCGAGGCUCGCUAUGAGCGCGCCCUCAGCGAGCGCAAGGUUGAAGAAGCCGAGCGCGCGCUCAAGACCGCGGAGGAGGCCGUCGCGAUGAUGCAGGCGCAAAUGCAGGAGCUGCAGGCGGAGAAGGAGGCAGCGAUGCUCCGCGCGCACGAAGCAGAGAUGCGUAUGGGCAAGGGCAAAUGGGUCGACCGCGGCCAGGACAUUGUCAAGCCAAUGCGUCUCCUCAGCUCGCACUCUCCGUAUCAGGAAUUCCUUCUCUUUGUUGCCCACCUCCGGACGAUACAUCCCCAAUCCCCCCAACCACCCGCCAUGACGACGCUGCUGCAACUCCCCUUCCUCGCCCGCAUUCAGACGGAGGACUCUGAACCCACACUUCGGCUCGAUAUCGCACCGUCGCUGAAUUGGCUUUCGCGACGCUCGGUGCUCGCUGCCAUUCACACUGGCCAGCUCACAAUCGAGCCCAUGUCUGCGGCCGCCUUCGCGCAGGAAGUACCCUCCGUCCUAAGCGGUGGUACUGUUUCCUGCGCUUUGUGUGGGACCAUCAUUUGCUCCGCGCCCGCAGAAACCUCGCAGAAGCCCCCACAACAUCCUUCAAUCUCCGGCCUGCCGCAGUUUAAUACCCGCUCGUGGUCCAGGUUCUCCAACCCCUUCGCUUCAGGAAACACGGGCAACUCGGCUAAUGGGGCGCCCUCACCUACACUACAGACCAUGCCGUCGCAAAUCUACAUCUUCCGCUUAACUUUUCCCGCCGGGACAUCUACCGGCCCUAUUGCGUCGAUGCCUCUGUCCCUGGGGAUUUCUACCGGUCCCGCAUCGCCUGGGCGUCCUCCAUCCUCCCUUGGCUCCCCACAACCGCACACCAAUGGACACACCCAUUCCCAUUCAAGCUCUUCCGGGACAACGACCGUCUACCCACUGUGUCCGGAUGGCUGGUGUCUCUCUCGCCUUCGCCGAACAUGCUCGUUAUGGUCUUUUGUCCGCACGAGCAUCGUCGACAAGGUCUGGGAGGAAGAAGUCCCAAAUCUCCCGUCGCCAACUAUGCCUGUGCCGCCCUCGGGUGAGAAGCCACCUGUACCUCCUCGUCGGCGUGGUCUGUGGGGUAUGGCGACAGCCUUGGGCGAGCGUGCUGCAAGCUGGACGGAGGGUUCUAAGACGCCGCAGAGCCCAUCGAAGAAGCCCAGCUUGGAGCGGGCACCAUCUUCGGAGAAGGCUCUUCCCGAGAAGGGCUUGCCUUCACCGCCUCCCGUGCACCCGACUUUGUCUGCGGCUCCAGCGGCGAAACCGCCUCCUCUGCCCCGCCGCAACGAGGCGCGCACGAGCUCGGACGAGCCGAACUCUGCUUCGGCGCCAUUGCCCACAGCCGUGCCGCCUCCGCUCCCUCGUCGACACGAAGCGCGCUCUCCUGCACCCAUCCCUGCACCUCCUGCUUCCCCGCGGGCAAUUCCGCUGCCCGAGUCCCGCCCUGGGACACCCAUGCGUAGGGACUCGUCCUCGCGCCCCGGGACCCCAACUGGUGGUAGUCCGCCCGUUUUGCCACCCCGCGCCGCGGCUCGUCGAAGCAUGAACUUGGGCACAACCCCACCUCCGCCACCACGGGCAGAGACACCAGUCACCCCUGGGGCCCCACCGCCUGUCCCGAGGCGCGCGGCGGCGCGUGGCCCGCGACCAAUGUCGACACACCUUCGGCGGGCAAGCGACAUGGCGGGAUCGCCAUUGGCUUCGGAGCGGCCAACGACGCCGGCACUGGAGGGUUCGUCCGAAGCCAUGGCCGCUGAGGCGAAGGAGGAAGAGAGGCCCGAACGGCAGCUGUCAACCCCGGCUUUGAAGGAAGAGAGCUCGUCUGACACUGACGCGGCGUUCGUGGACGCGCACGAGGAGCAACCGCACGAAGGGCGUGCUGAGCACAAGUCCCCUGAGCUCUCCGUGCCAGAGCCAGUAGCGGAAGCGGCCGAGGAGACUGCUGCCGAGGACAAGCCAGCCGAAUCCGUAUCGGUACCGGAAGAACCUGCGCAGGAGGAUACGGCUACAAUCCAACCUUCGCACCAGGACGCACCGGCUGCCUCGCCCGUCAUUCUAUCCCCGAUGCCGACACCUGCGCUUUCCCUCGCUCCUGCUGUCGAGCUCGAUGACGAGAAAGUUGCGGAUGUCGAUGCGGUCAAUGGCGUGAAUGGCGUCAACGGCAUUGCCUCGUCGGAGGAAGGCAGCGCGGAGGGCCAUGCCCAGGACGCGGAUGAGGAUGACAAGAAUACUGUGUACAUCGGCGAUGCAACAUGGGAGGAGAGGACGUGGAAGGAGCUGGUUCGGCUGCGCGAGGAGAUGUUCUGGGCGCGCAUUGGGCGGCGAUGA